ACGAUUUCUGAUAAAUAUCUUCAGUUAUUUUUCGUUGGCGCCAAUCCCGCUGACACACAACUCGUGCUGCCAUCAGCCAUCAGCUCACAUCGGAUCCAGCCAUCAACCAUGUCUGACGCCCCAGACCUCUCGUCUGUGACGAGCCAGAUUCUCAGCAACCCGGAGCUCCUCGCUGCGCUCACGGGCCAGCUGAAUGAUCUCGUUGGCACGACCUCGGGGCUCAUUGAGUCCCUGCCAGAGCCCGUGAAGCGCAGGCUGCUGGCGCUGAAGAAGCUGCAGCGUGAACACCUCAAGGUGGAGCUGGAGUACCACGCCGCCAUUGCCCGCGUCGACGAGGAGUUUGCACAGCGUUUCAAGCCCCUCUACGAUAAGCGCACACAAAUUGUGUCGGGCGAGUAUGAGCCAAAGGACGAUGAGCUGGACCACGCGCCGCUGGUGCCGCGGGCCGAAGACGAUGAGGAUGACGAGGAUGAGGAUGACGACGAGGGCGAGGGCGAGGAGGAAGAGGAGGGCGCCAAGGAGGGUGGGGACACGGCCAGCGACGCGGCGACAACAGACGGCACAGAGAAGAAGAAGCCCAAGGAGGGUGACGACACAAAGCCAGAGGCAGGCGCAGACACAGAAGCAGAGGCGAAGGAAGGUGACGAGGAUGAGGAAAGCGCUGGCGAGGACAUCAAGGGCGUUCCAGACUUUUGGCUCACCGCCCUCAGCAAUCACGAGCUCAUCUCGGAGCUGAUCCAACAAGACGACCAGGAAGUGCUUGCACACCUGCGUGACAUCCGCUACAAGUAUCUUCCCGACAACACGGGCUUUGAGCUGACGUUUGUGUUUGGCGAGAACCCGUUCUUCACCAACACGGAGCUCACCAAGACGUACCACCUCGACCCAAAGCCGGAGUCUGAGGACGAUCUCGUCUACCAGGGGCCAAUCUUCCAAAAGGCCGUGGGCACCCAGAUCAAGUGGAAGGAGGACAAAGACGUCACCGUCAAAGUUGUCAAGCAGAAGCAGCGCAAGUCACGCGGGCGCAAUGCCGGGCAGGUGCGGACGGUGAUGAAGAAACUGCCGCGGCCGUCGUUCUUCAACUUCUUUUCGCCGCCGCAGGUCGAUCCAAACGAAGAGACGCCAGAGGUCAUCCAGGCCGCAACACAGGUCCUCAACCAGGACUACGAGAUUGGAGAGAUUAUCCGGGACUCGAUCAUCCCGCAGGCGGUGCUGUGGUUCACGGGCGAAGCGAUGGACUACGAGGGCAUGGACAGCGACAUGGAGGAAGAGGAGGAGGAAGAGGAGGAAGACGGCGGUGAUGAGGACCUCGACAUGCUGCUCCACGGGCAGGGCGGCGACGACGACGAUGACCAGGAGGAGGCAAUGGGCAGCGGUGGGCGCGGGGCAGCGCGUCGCAAGCAGCGCCACCCAAAGCGCCGCGCAGCCGCUGAGGACGAGGACGAGGACGAGGACGAGGAUGAGGAGGAGGAUGCGGACUGGAAGCCGUCGGGCGAGAAGCCGCCAGAGUGCAAGCAGUCGUAGAUGCGUGCAGAAGUGCACCCGUUGUAUGUCGAGAUGCCCAACCAUGCGCAAAGUGUUGUGUGUGCUGUAUGUGCGUGACCUCAAGAAUCCUUGCGUGCGUGCGCGUGUUCCGUCUCAAUUGACGCUUCCAUAACCGUGGUGGUUUCCCCAUUUCCUUCCCUUGCUUCGUGUGCUGUCGAGUAAACCACACGAGCAACCGAGUCAUAAAGUUUCCGGUCCAUGCA
Messenger RNA from Salpingoeca rosetta, 1748 nucleotides. RefSeq lists its product as uncharacterized. The record is from RefSeq and is a predicted model, not a curated record. Gene Ontology annotation, molecular function: histone binding; chromatin binding. Bases 109 to 1524 code for a protein of 471 amino acids. Gene Ontology annotation, cellular component: chromatin; nucleus. The transcript is spliced from 9 exons. Lineage: Eukaryota; Choanoflagellata; Craspedida; Salpingoecidae. Gene Ontology annotation, biological process: nucleosome assembly.